AUUCAGUCGACCAGCGGUAUCGAGUUUGAUCAAAUGAAAGGACAAGCGCUGAUUGCCACGGCAGUCUCCUGUAAGCAUGCUAAUUUCACGGUGCGCUCAGAAAAGGCAGCUGAAAAGGAGCGUUUUGAGGAGUUCUGGAAGUUCAACGCCUACCUCCGUGGUAGCUACACGCAGACGGUGGAUUUUGCUAAACUCGACAAAUUAAUUGUGUCUACGUGUGGCCAGUUUGUCAACCGUAUCUUCUACCUCGCUUUGCCACCAUCUACCUACAGCAGUGUGGCUACACAUCUCGCUGCCAACUGCUUGACCAAGAAGUGA
Messenger RNA from Dibothriocephalus latus, 318 nucleotides. Lineage: Eukaryota; Metazoa; Platyhelminthes; Cestoda; Diphyllobothriidea; Diphyllobothriidae. The record is from the annotation of a GenBank genome assembly.